AGGCUGUUAUAGGGAAAGAAGAGAAAGCAUCCUCUUCCUCUCUAAAAGGUUCUAUCUCAGUAAAGGUGAAGGAGGAAGACGUUUUGGGAGUGAAAGAGGAGGAGACAGAAUAUCAGAUUAACACCAGAGAGAGACAUGACUAUUGUGGAUCCUCUGGGGAGCCUCAACAACAUCCUGAUGCUGACGAGACAGAGAAGAGUCUCUCCAGAUCAGACCACCAGAUGGACAACACUAGCCCUUCCUCCCUCCCGGAGUCCCUGUGUCGUGCCUCUCCCGGUAGCACCUUACUGCUGGGUAUGAAGAGGUUGUCUGUGCUGCUGGUGGACUGCAGGAAAACAACGGGGCUGAGUGGAACUGUGAGAGGAGGAGAAGAGAAGAAAGGAUCAGAUUUGACACAUCAAAGAGGAAAACCAAACUUGGAGGAACCAAAGACCUCCACAACAUCAAGACGACACCUCUGCUCCCAGAUCAAGUUAGGAAGCCUGAAAAGACCUGAGAGGACACACACAGGAGAGAAGCCGUACCAUUGCACCCAGUGUGGAAAGAGUUUUAGCCUGUUAGGAAGCCUGAAAGCUCAUGAGCGAAUACACACGGGAGAGAAGCCAUACCAUUGCGGCCAGUGUGGAAAUAGUUUUAGCCAGUUAGGAAACAUGAAAAGACAUGAGCGAAUUCACACAGGGGAGAUGCCAUACCACUGCUCCCAUUGCGGAAAGAGUUUUAACCAUUUACUUAACAUGAAAAGACAUGAGAGGAUACACACAGGAGUGAAGCCUCAUCAUUGCUCCCAGUGUGGAAAGAGUUUUAUGCAGUUAGGUAUCCUCAAAGAUCAUUUGCGAAUACACACAGGGGAGAAGCCUUACUACUGCUCCCAUUGUGGAAAGAGUUUUAACCAUUUACUUAACAUGAAAAGACAUGAGAGGAUACACACAGGAUUGAAGCCUCACCAUUGCUCCCAGUGUGGAAAGAGUUUUAUGCAGUUAGGUAUCCUCAAAGAUCAUUUGCGAAUACACACAGGGGAGAAGCCUUUCCUUUGCGCUCAGUGUGGAAAGAGUUUUAGCCAGUCAGGAAACCUGAAAGUGCAUGAGCGAAUUCACACAGGGAAGAAAUCUUACCACUGAUCCCAGCGCGCAAUGCGUUUUUACCCAAUUAGGACACCUGAAAGAAGACAUGAGACCGCACACGGGGGAGAAGCUUUACAAAUGUUCAGACUGGGGGGAAGGCAUUUUACUCAUCAGUAGCGUAAAAAAAACAUGUGAGAAUCCACACAGGAGAGAAUGUUUACUUGUUUAUAUAUAAAUAUUUCUUGUUUUUUUUUCUCAUUUUGUCUGUCAUAGUUGUAGUGUACCUAUGAUGAAAAUUACAGGCCUCUCUCAUCUUUUUAACUGGGAGAACUUGCACAAUUGGUGGCUGACUAAAUACUUUUUUGCCCCACUAAGUGUAUGUAAACUUCCAACUUCAACUGUAUAUUAUUUGAAAUGCUAAUCCUUUGCACACGAAUGCUCACUCAUUCAGGAUUAAUUGCAGUCAAUAUAUAUUUACGCCGUUGUGGUCUGUUGGAAUCCGGUCCGUCUGCUGGAGAGUUCAUCUGAGUCUCUCUCCUUCUGUUUCCCUGAAGUUCAAAGUCUUUCUUGGUUAGAAUGGAUACCUCCGAUUACCAUUCAGAAAUGUUCUCAUAGAAUAGAUGUUUCGGCGGUUGUCGUCAUUCGCAUCCCAGGUUUACAUCAUUUCUAGCUGCCCCCACAGACCCACCAAUGCUCUUACUCUGUUGGGAUUGAUAGUCUCAGAGUUGAACCAUUUCCAGCCGUGUAGCCAAUGCUCCACGUGGGAUGGUUUUCUAGUCUUGGUACUCAAAUGUGCCACCUCAGCUUACAGCGAGGUAUGCGUUGUCUAAACUAUUCGCAAUCACAGCUCACGCUGUGAUUGGUUUGCUCAGUCUGAAGAGGAUUUUUUUUCAGGAGGGGCUUUUAUUCUAAACAAUAGGAUAGGCUGUUCCAUGACACCAGAUCAUGUCUGUGCCCUCGGGGACCAAUGACUUAGUUACACUUUUAAAGGAAUACAAUUCUCUCACAUUGAAGGUUUAACAUCACAUUACAUCAUUUCAUAUAGUUGCAUCUUUACUCAUUCAUUUUAUACAAGAAUUAGAUGCAAACCCCAUAAUUGAGAAAUGUACACAUUGAGACAUAGUUAUGUGUAUUUCCAGUCCUCUCUAAGGUCACCAAAUGAAACACACUCAACAUAACUGUCCCUUAAGUGUCCACAGACCCUUCCCACACUCUCAAAGGUGGACAUAUAGUUUAAUUUUGCCAUUUUGGGGAUUUAGUAGUUCGGCCAUGUGAAUUCCUUUGUUCACUCUGUGGUCUCUCUCUGUAUGAAAAGGGGCGAGAGUCUCCGCCAGGUAGUUACGACCUGAGAUAACAGAACCUGGGUGUAGGAGAGGGGGAAGCCACAAUCUGUACCCAGAAAAGGCCACAUCGUGACAAUAUGGAGAACGUCAGUUUGAAUAUAAUGUAAAUCAGUUUUCUUGUGUUCAAAUGUAGGAUAGAUCAGAUUCCAUGUGUUUAAAUGGUCCCUUUUCAACUCUGACUGUGUGUUUAUCUGGGUGUGUCAUUCCUCCAGCACUACAGAUAAUCAAGUGAUAUUUGGAUGUGAUGCAUUAGUUCCAUUGUUGACAUUUGCAUUGUUGGCCCACUGAUGAUUUAAUGAAAUGAAAAUGUUCAGACUCUGUAAUGGAAAAUGUUAGUUGUUUGUGUGUCCACAUCACUGAGUAUGUGACUAACCUUGUGAAACUGUCCUAUUAUAAUCUCCUGUACUUGGAACUAUCAUUCUGCAUUGCAAACCAGAUACACCUGCAUCCUUGUGUGAAUACAGUCCCUCCCAGGAACAGGAAACUGUAAAGAUAUGUGCUAAUCACUCAAUGCUUCAGGAAUUCAGACUGUCUACACUGCGCUGUGUAACUCUGUUAUUCUCUCUGAGCUCAGAAAUAAAGAAUCUUGGUUUGA
Oncorhynchus keta (chum salmon) is the source of this 2999-nucleotide messenger RNA. Its product is annotated as zinc finger protein 239-like. Bases 222 to 1118 code for a protein of 298 amino acids. The transcript is spliced from 4 exons. NCBI's taxonomy places the organism in Eukaryota, Metazoa, Chordata, Actinopteri, Salmoniformes, Salmonidae. Gene Ontology annotation, molecular function: DNA-binding transcription factor activity; RNA polymerase II cis-regulatory region sequence-specific DNA binding. Gene Ontology annotation, biological process: regulation of transcription by RNA polymerase II. The record is from RefSeq and is a predicted model, not a curated record.